GCUCAAAGUCGAAGAUCACUGAGAACUUGACUCUCCGACUUCUAUUUCCUCCUUGAAAACUUGGGGCGGGAACAACAACAACACUGCACUUCUGCGGCUUCUGACUGGUACACUCCUUCUCGUGUGGAGAGGAUGGAGAACGAGGAGCAACCAGAGGAUCAUCAGCCACUGCAGAAGGAAAGUGAAAGAUUCAGACUUCACAUGGUGACGUGGAACGUGGCGACGGCUGAUCCUCCUGAUGAUGUGGCCUCACUUCUCCAUUUGAACUCACCAAAGACUCUUGACCUCUAUGUCAUAGGGUUGCAGGAAGUGUACUCAGGACCAGUGAGGUUUGUGUCGGAUAUGAUAUUUGACGACCCAUGGAGUCAGCUGUUUAUUUCCGCACUAGCUCCAUUGAAUUACGUCAAGCUGUCAUCAAUAAGAAUGCAGGGUCUGCUGCUGCUCUUCUUCUCCAAACUGGAGCACGUCCCCUUCAUCAGAGACAUCCAGGCCACCUACACCCGCACCGGCAUAUUUGGUUACUGGGGUAACAAAGGCGGUGUGUCGGUUCGCCUGUCUUUUUAUGGACACAUGCUCUGCUUCCUCAACUGCCACCUGGCUGCUCAUAUGAAGUAUGCAAAUGAAAGGGUGGAUGAGUUUGAGCACAUCAUGGACACACAGACCUUCGAUUGCAAGAAAGCUCCAAGAAUAUUUGACCACAGGCUAGUAUUCUGGUUCGGAGAUCUCAACUUCAGGAUCCAGGACCAUGGCAUGCACUUUGUCCGCUCGUGUAUCAACAACCAAACCUACAACCUGCUGUGGAGUCAUGACCAGCUGAUCAUGCUGAAGAAAAAGGAGCAGCUGCUGCAGGAGUUUGAAGAAGGACCACUGGACUUUCAGCCCACAUACAAAUUUGAUUUGAACUCAGAUACCUAUGACAGCAGAUUCUACACAACAUGGUUUGGCUUUAACGGUAAGAAACGAAAACCUGCCUGGACCGACCGGAUUUUGUGGCGGGUCCGACCCAAAUCCCAAUCCAGUGACGAGCAAGAUGAAAACGAUGUAAAGGAGAGGAAUCAACUGAAAGAGGAAGAGGAGUAUCCUCUGAAGGUCCGGCAGGACUUGUACACCAGCAAAAUGGAGUACAGCAUCAGUGAUCACAAACCUGUGAUCGGCAUCUUCACCCUGGAGCUGACAAAGAUGCACCAGACUCCUCUGGUGAGUCUACAUGCAGAAGGCGACUGGAGUGCGGACAUUGACUCCAUUGUUCUCUACAACCCCCUGCAGCCCUUCCAAUCCAGUACUUGGGACUGGAUCGGACUCUACAAGGUUGGAUUCAGCAGCGUGUCGGACUACAUCACCUACACGUGGGUCAAAGACGAUGAAGUGGCCUUUAACGACAAAGUGAUGCAGGUGUUCAUGAGUAAAGAGGAAAUCCCGGUUAGGGGGGGAGAGUGUGUCCUGUGCUACUAUAGCAGCAACCUGCAGUGUAUCGUUGGAAUUAGUGAACCAUUUAAGGUCCAAGAGUCCAAGGUAGCUGUGGCAGAAGGCUUGUUUCCUGAGAGGAUCAAUGAACUGGACAGAAUAGCAAGAAGUGAAGAGUUUUGAAGCAAAUCGCUCCCAUAUGUGGAACAACUGAUCUGACUGUAACUGAUUCGGUUUCUUGACCUCCAGCUCAGAGUUUAAAUUAGGAAUCUCAUCCCGACUGACCCCAACACCUCUGUAGUUGGUACAUUUUUCUGGAAUGAGUGGUCUUCUGGUAGACAGAGCGACUGCUGCAGUAUUACCUGGCUAAUGUCCAAUAGCUUAUAGAUGUAAAGACGAAGGAUAUUGGAGAAUUUCCUUAAGACCAGCUCAGGGAUGCAGGAACCAUGGCACCUUUUCUGCUUAAAAUAUAGCUCUGUUAGAAGACAGCAACCCUCCAGUAAACUGUCAGCGUGGAAAAGGGAAUUGGGAAGCAAACUGUUCUCUUUCCAUGCUAUCUUAAUUACACCAUUUUUGAUGUAAACACUUUUCACAUUUUCAGUAACUACGUACAGUAUAUGCUUUUUCUGAGAGCCAGUCUGUGCUUGUGCAAAGCACUGAUUCCUCAUUUUACAGCAUUUUCUCUCAUUGAAAAUAACCUUAAAAAAAGAGAUUCUUUUGUUAAAUUAUAAAGUGUGCAGAAAGUGUGAAACGUUUAGAAAAAUGAGAAGUUUUUGUUCUGGAAUGCUUCUCUAUCUGUGUACUGUCAUGAAAAAAAUCACUGCUGUUGUGUGAAAGCUAGAUGUGAUUGUGAUUUUAAAUUAUUUGUGAUUAUGGAUAUUGUUGUAGAGACAAGCUGCUGUACAAAGACAAACGACAAUUUGACAGUUUGGAUUUUAAAGCUCUCCAGUUGUACACUGAGAACUGAACUGCUGUUUUAUUAGUUGGAUCCGUUUCCAAUGACUACAAGUCAGCUUUGCAACUUCAGCCCACAGGAGUUUUAAAGAAAAUAAUGAAAUCAUUCCCUUUUAAUGUAGAUUGUGGCAUCACUGUAAACUUAAUGAACAUUUUUGACCUGUUAAUGUUGUUAAACAUUUAUAUAUAUUUAAAAUUUGUCAUUAUUAUUAUUAUUCAGUAUAUGUUUUGUGGCAAAUUCAUCAAGUGCCUUUAAAGCUAUUGUCUAAACUGAACUGUAUGCUGCUUGCCGUAACUUUGACCUCUUCAUCACCAGUUCCUUAUGUUUAAUCUUUUGACAUCUUUACUGCUUAUUUUUUCAGAUCUCAGUUUGAUCUUUCUGUUAAACUUAGAGCCACAUCUCGGCUCUCUGGAACUUUUUUUGCUGUUGACUUAUUUUGUCAGCUGCUUCUUUGCGAAUGUACUGUAAAAAAAAAAAAAAAAAACUUUU
Molecule: messenger RNA, 2848 nt
Organism: Xiphophorus maculatus (southern platyfish)
Lineage: Eukaryota; Metazoa; Chordata; Actinopteri; Cyprinodontiformes; Poeciliidae
Gene: inpp5ka
Product: inositol polyphosphate 5-phosphatase K-like
Exons: 15
Coding region: 133-1587 (484 amino acids)
Biological process (GO): phosphatidylinositol dephosphorylation; negative regulation of glycogen biosynthetic process; negative regulation of phosphatidylinositol 3-kinase/protein kinase B signal transduction
Cellular component (GO): endoplasmic reticulum; plasma membrane; cytoplasm
Molecular function (GO): inositol bisphosphate phosphatase activity; phosphatidylinositol-3,4,5-trisphosphate 5-phosphatase activity; phosphatidylinositol-4,5-bisphosphate 5-phosphatase activity
Source: RefSeq, a predicted model, not a curated record